Diabrotica virgifera virgifera (western corn rootworm) is the source of this 1606-nucleotide messenger RNA. It is a transcript of the gene Acat1, whose product is annotated as acetyl-CoA acetyltransferase, mitochondrial. Gene Ontology annotation, molecular function: acetyl-CoA C-acetyltransferase activity. The transcript has 4 exons. Gene Ontology annotation, biological process: fatty acid beta-oxidation. The record is from RefSeq and is a predicted model, not a curated record. Lineage: Eukaryota; Metazoa; Arthropoda; Insecta; Coleoptera; Chrysomelidae. Bases 262 to 1497 code for a protein of 411 amino acids.
CAUUCGCAACAAAAUUUUCUUUUCAUCGAAAAAACAUCACUGAGUAAUUAAAAUUACAAUGGGCAUCUGAAUUACAAUUAUUAUUAUGUACUUUAAUUAAAGAUCAUUAUAUUUUUUUUCGAAUUGCCUCUUCUGUUUAAAAACAUAGAACAGGUCAAAGUUUAAUCCAAAGUGGUGGGGAAGGAGAAUACUUUAUCACUUAUUUGUUCUGGAAAUAUUUUGAGAAUUGUCGUUCACUUAUUUUAGAAGAUAGGCUUAAAAAUGAUCAUGUCAAAGCCAACUAAGGUUAUUCAAAUGAGCAGAAGAUUCUACAGCUCUGGCUCUAAAAACGAUAUUGUUAUUAUUUCUGCAGUUCGAACUCCAAUGGGUACGUUUCUGGGACCCUUAGCACCUUUAUCAGCUCCCAGAUUGGGAGCAGUUGCCAUACAAGCAGCUGUUGAACGAGCUGGAAUUCCCAAAGAAGAAGUCAAAGAAGUCUUCAUGGGCCAUGUUUGUCAAGGAGGCGCUGGACAGGCCCCAGCCAGACAGGCUACAGUUUUUGCAGGUCUUCCAAAGUCAACAAUAUGCACAACUGUCAACAAAGUAUGCUCAUCUGGCAUGAAAUCUGUAAUGUUUGCAACCCAGAGCUUGCUACUCGGCGACCAAGACGUCAUACUAGCUGGGGGAAUGGAAUCCAUGUCGAAUGUACCAUACUAUAUGAGACGAGGCCAGACACCAUAUGGAGGAGUACAUCUUGCUGAUGGCGUUGUAGCUGAUGGUUUAUGGGAUGUUUACAACAAAUUCCAUAUGGGUAACUGCGCAGAAAACACAGCAAAGAAGCUGAACAUCUCCAGGGCAGAACAGGAUGAGUAUGCUAUCAACAGUUACAAGAAAAGUGCCGAAGCAUACAAAAACAAUGCUUUUGCUUCUGAAUUAGUAUCAGUUAAUGUACCACAAAGGAAAGGACAACCAGAUUUGGUGGUUUCAGUAGAUGAAGAGUACAAAAGGGUUAACUUUGAAAAGUUUAACAAACUGCCAACGGUUUUCCAAAAGGAAAACGGCACAGUAACAGCUGGAAACGCUUCAACUUUAAACGACGGUGCAGCUGCUUUGAUCUUAACCACUGCCGAAAAUGCCAAGAGGUUAAACGCUAAACCUCUAGCUCGAGUUGUUGGUUACCAAGACGGUGAAUGUGACCCAAUCGAUUUCCCAAUAGCCCCUGCCGUAGCUAUUCCAAAAUUGCUCGAAAAAACCGGAGUCAGCAAAGACGAGGUUGCCAUGUGGGAAAUCAAUGAAGCGUUCAGCGUUGUUGUCUUAGCUAACCAAAAAAUCCUUGGGCUCAAUCCAGACAAAGUUAACAUCCACGGAGGUGCUGUCAGUUUGGGCCAUCCCAUCGGUAUGUCUGGUGCCAGACUUAUCACUCAUCUCGUUCACUCUCUCAAGGCUGGAGAGAAAGGAGUCGGUGCUAUCUGUAAUGGGGGAGGAGGAGCUUCUUCCAUGAUGAUCGAGAAAUUGUAAGUGGAUCUUGGAUCUCAGAACUGAAUCUUAGGUUUAAGUGCAAAAAUCAUAUAUUUUUUAAGAAUUUUAGAUGUGCAUUUAUGAACUGAUAUUAUAAUUUUAUAAACUA